Molecule: messenger RNA, 1779 nt
Organism: Sporothrix brasiliensis 5110
Lineage: Eukaryota; Fungi; Ascomycota; Sordariomycetes; Ophiostomatales; Ophiostomataceae
Product: LMBR1 domain-containing protein 1
Exons: 1
Coding region: 1-1779 (592 amino acids)
Biological process (GO): protein localization to vacuole
Cellular component (GO): vacuolar membrane
Source: RefSeq, a predicted model, not a curated record
AUGGCUGGCCUUCUCCAAACCAGCCUGAUCUGGAUCGCUUAUGCGGUGGCUGUCGGCCUGGCGCUGGUGGCUGCCGUUAUCACCACGUUUACAUGGCAGGCGCCGCGCGACCGGUCCGCGGGUGUCAGUUCUGUCGCCGUUGUCAGUAUCACGGCCCUACUCGCUACCGUCUUCUUGCUCCCCGUUGAUAUUGCCCUCGUUUCGUCGACAACCGCCACCUCUCUCGGCGCCAAGAAGGACUGGGCUACACCCGAGCACAUUGAAGGCAUCUUGAGCACGCUCAAAAUCGCCUACUACACUCUGUACAGCUUCGACGCGCUGCUGUGCUUGGUAGUGAUCCCGUUCACGUACUUCUGGUUCGAGGAGUACGACGAGAUCGACGAGGACGAGAAUCGCAACAAGCCGUUCAGCGGGCGGCUGUGGAGUGCAUUCAAGUACACAGCCAUCUUCCUCGUGCUUGUUGUGGCGCUCUUCCUCAUUGGCUUCUUCGUGCCUGCGGCUGGCCGUAAGGGCGCUGGCAAGCACUUGGACCUCGACUACUUCCAAAAGCUUCUUGCGGAGAACAAUGGCGAAAAGGCGCUGACCUUUUCGGUGGGCCUCUUGGUGACGCUCGGCACACUGCUGUACGUCCUGUACACGGGCGCUGGCCUGGCUCUUCUGCCCAUCUCGUUUAUCAAGUCGGCUCCCUCAAUCUCGGCGCCGCAGCUGAGCGAGACGACGGCAUCGGCACUAGAGCAGAACCGCGAGCGGCAGCGGCAGCUCGAGAUGCGCAACGCCGGUCGCAAUGACGGCAUGUCAGCCAAGGACCGUCGGGAGAUGGAGGCGCUGAUGCGCGAGGAGCGUACGCUGGUGCGGCGUGAGCGGCUGGCGGCAGAGGCCAGUGGCGAGGGUCGCAGCUGGGUGUUCCGGUGGUGGAGCAAGAUGCAAGCGGUGUUCCGACCGCUGAAGCUGCUGGGCGGCAUCUUCUUUUUGGCCCUGUCAGUUUUGAUUGUGAUCUCCAUGAUCAUCACGGGUAUUGACAAGGCGGCGAACUCGGUGUGCAAGCAGCACUGCGGCUACAUCCUGGGCCACAUCAACGUGUUCCAGCCGACGAACUGGAUCUUUAUGAAGGCGGCGCAAGCAUUCCCCGUGGACUAUGUGCUGAUGGCGCUGCUUGUGCUAUACUUCUUCAGCAGCUCGAUCUCAGGUCUCGCCGCGGUCGGCAUCCGUUUUCUGUGGGUGCGCAUCUUCCAGAUCAAAAAGGGCCGCACGGCGCCGCAGGCCAUCCUGGCGGCGACGGUGAUGCUGGCACUGAUGAUCCUGGCCAUCAACUACGCCGUGGCGAUGCUGGUGGCGCCGCAGUACAGUAAUUUCGGCACGCAGACGUUUUGCAUGAACCCGCCGCUGCGUCCGGACGAGCAGCCGGAUUGUACGGGCCACCCCGACUGGAUCAAGCCAUGUUCAGAGGCGUAUCAGGACCGCGCGGCCAAGGACGUGUGUACGCCGACUGUGAUGUCGACGUUUUUGAACCGGAUAACACUCAACUGGCCUGUGUUUGGGGCCAUUGACUUUUGGGCGCAGUUUGCGUUCUUGGGCGUGUUCCUGGUUGUGUUUAUGACGUCCCUGUUCCGGACCCCGCGGCUGAACCUGUCUGAAAUUGACGAGGAGGCCGAGGCGGAUGAAGAGGAGGGCCUGCUGGCGAGCACAGGCCGGCGGUUUGGCGCGACAUGGCAGGAUAUCACCGGCCGCACGGGCAAUGGCGAGAACCGAGCCAACUAUGGGUCCAACUCGCAAUCGUAG